This is a messenger RNA of Marchantia polymorpha subsp. ruderalis, 321 nucleotides long. The record is from the annotation of a GenBank genome assembly. NCBI's taxonomy places the organism in Eukaryota, Viridiplantae, Streptophyta, Marchantiopsida, Marchantiales, Marchantiaceae.
AUGCUUGCGCUCGCUCUGAAGCCCCUGCACGAGGCUUACGAGAACAAAGUGAGCUCUCUGCAGGGUUACGAGAACAAAGUGCGCUUUCUGCAGGCUUACGAGCCCGGCCCUCUCAGCGAAUCUUUCCGCGGCGAUGUCAGCUUCAUCGGAACCGAUCUGGAGCCCGUGUACGCUCAUCGUUUCAUUAUGGUGAUCACAGCUCCUGCUCUCGCCGGCCUUCGCUUCUCGCUCGGCAAUUGUUUCGUAUCGCCAUUUUUUGGACAUUGGCAUCUGUUUGAUGAAGUUCCGUCUCUGGGUCGUGAGAGCAUUCCGGAUGUCUGA